This is a messenger RNA of Gopherus evgoodei (Goodes thornscrub tortoise), 4560 nucleotides long. RefSeq names its product zinc finger protein 865 (gene ZNF865). Lineage: Eukaryota; Metazoa; Chordata; Testudines; Testudinidae. The record is from RefSeq and is a predicted model, not a curated record. Gene Ontology annotation, molecular function: RNA polymerase II cis-regulatory region sequence-specific DNA binding; DNA-binding transcription factor activity. Gene Ontology annotation, biological process: regulation of transcription by RNA polymerase II. The transcript is spliced from 2 exons. Bases 73 to 2790 code for a protein of 905 amino acids.
CCGAGCCCGGCCCCCCCCAAAGCCCCCCGCGCCCGGAGCUGGGGCCCCCGAGAGUGUCCCUCCCCGGAGGAGAUGGAAGCGAAUGCGAGCGACGAGGGCGUCCAUUUCCAGAGCUACCCCUUCGACUUCCUGGAGUUCCUGAACCACCAGCGCUUCGAGCCCAUGGAGGCUUACAACCAGGAGCACGCCAAGGCCGUGGCCUCGCUGCCCUGCCCCCAGCCCCCUUACGAGUAUCCCCCGCCGCCCGCCGGCGCCCCCCACUUCGAUCGCCCCGCCCCCGCCAAGCCCAAGGACUUCAAAGCCGAGGGCCCUGCCCCCUCCGCCUCCGGCGCCGCCCAGCCCAAGAAAGCCGAGCCCAGCGCCGGCCCCCCGCAGCAGUACAGCACCGCCGCCGUGCCUGCCACCCCGCCACUCUUCGACGGGGCGGGGGCUUUUGGCACCCCCCAGUGGGGCAUCGUGGACCUCUCGGGGCACCAGCACCUCUUCGGGAGCCUCAAGCGGGGGGUGGGCGCGGCCCCAGCCCCGGCGGCCCCAGCCGACAGCCCGGCCGGGAAAGACGACAAGAACUAUUUCCGGCGGCUGAAGUACUUCAUCGACCGGCGCUUCCCCUGCGGCGUGUGCCAGAAAUCCUUCAAGCAGUCGUCCCACCUGGUGCAGCACAUGCUGGUGCACACCGGCGAGCGGCCGUACGAGUGCUCCACCUGCGGCCGCACCUACAACCACAUCUCCAGCCUCAUCCGCCACCGGCGCUGCCACAAGGAGCCGCCUGAGGCCGGCCCGGCGGCUGCCACCCCCCUGCCGCCGCCAGCCCCGGCCGGGGGCACCGAGCCGGCCGGAGAAGGCAGCCCCGGCCCGGCCCAGCCCGACGGCCCUUUCACCUGCUCCCUGUGCUGGAAGGUCUUCAAGAAGCCAAGCCACCUGCACCAGCACCAGAUCAUCCACACCGGCGAGCGGCCCUUCAGCUGCUCCGUCUGCGACAAGAGUUUCAACCGGCGCGAGAGCCUCAAGCGCCACGUCAAGACCCACUCGGCCCUGCUGCGGGUGCCCUGCGGCGUCUGCGGCAAGGAGUUCCGGGACACCGCCUACCUGCUCAAGCACCAGGCCUCCCACGCCGGCCCGCGCCCCGACUACAAGUGCGACGUCUGCGGCAAGGCCUACGCCGCGCCCCAGAGCCUGCUGCGCCAUUGCCAGCUCCACGAAGGGGCUGCCGCCCCCCCCAAGGACGCCCCGGCCGCCGACUCGGCCCCGGCCGCGUAUCAGGGGCCCUUCCUGCUCCCCAAUGAGGCCCCCCAUGCCGAGGGGGAGGCCAAGGCGGCUUUCGGCAACGCGGCGCUGCUGGGGCCCCACCCGCUGCUGCUGGGGGCCGGCAAGAGCUUCUGCUGCGGCAUCUGCGGGCGCGGCUUCGGCCGGCGGGAGACGCUGAAGCGGCACGAGCGGAUCCACACGGGCGAGAAGCCGCACCAGUGCUCGGUGUGCGGCAAGCGCUUCCGGGAGUCCUUCCACCUCACCAAGCACCACGUGGUGCACACCCGGGAGCGGCCCUACAAGUGCGAGCUGUGCGGCAAGGUCUUCGGCUACCCGCAGAGCCUCACCCGCCACAAGCAGAUCCACCGGCUGCAGCUGCCCUGCGCCCUGGGGCCCGCCGGCGCCCUGCCCACCGAGGGGCUGAGUUAUGGCUGCUCUGACUGUGGUGAGCGCUUUCCCGAUCUCUUCCACGUUAUGAGCCACAAGGAGGCCCACAUGGCUGACAAGCCGUACGCCUGCGAUGCCUGUGGCAAGUGCUUUGGCUUCAUCGAGAACCUCAUGUGGCACAAGCUGGUGCACCAGACGGCCCCCGAGCGGCUGCUGCCCGAGGGGGCCUGUGCCGAGGCCGCCCCGCCCCCCGGGCCCGCCGGCUGCCUGGAGAACGGGCUCCCUGGAGAGGUGCAGGCCGGUGCCGCUGCCGCUGGCCUGGCCUCCCUGGUGGCCCCGUCCGAGGAGCACCCCAUGAUCCCCAGCGGGGAGCGCUUCACCUGCGGCAUCUGCGGGCAGAGCUUCAAGCACUUCCUGGCACUGGUGACCCACAAGUACGUGCACCUGGUGCGGCGCACGCUGGGCUGCGCCGUGUGCGGGCGCAGCUUCGCCGGCGCCUACGACCUGCUGCUGCACCGCCGCAGCCACCUGCAGAAGCGCCACUUCAGCUGCUCCGUCUGCGGCAAGCGCUUCUGGGAGGCGGCCCUGCUGAUGCGCCACCAGCGCUGCCACACCGAGGAGCGGCCCUACCGCUGCGCCGUCUGCGGGCGCGGCUUCCUGCGCUCCUGGUACCUGCGCCAGCACAAGGUGGUGCACACGGGCGAGCGGGCCUACAAGUGCGCCCUGUGCAACAAGCGCUUCGCCCAGUCCUCCAGCUUGGCCGAGCACCAGCGCCUCCACGUGGUGGCCCGGCCCCAGCGCUGCCAGACCUGCGGCAAGACCUUCCGCUACCGCUCCAACCUGCUGGAGCACCAGCGCGUGCACCUGGGGGAGAAGGUGUACCGCUGCGACCUCUGCGGCAAGAGCUUCUUCUACCUCUCGUCCAUCCUGCGGCACCAGCGGGCCCACAGCGCCCGCCGCGACCUGCGCUGCUCUGCCUGCCUCAAGCUCUUCAAGGACCCCAAGUACUUCAGCAAGCACGUGCAGACCCACCAGGGCGGGCACCCCUUCAAGUGCAGCACCUGCGGCGAGGCCUUCGCCAACACCUACGGCCUGAAGAAACACCGGCACCUCCACAAGCUGGAGCGCCUGGCCGCCCUGGGCCACAAGGACCCCUGAGGGGGAGAGACGGGUGGGGGGAGACUGAAGGGGGGGGCAGGUUGGGGGCAGACCCCUUAGUGCCACAUAUCCACUGGGGUGGGGGGCAGGUAGGGGGCAGACCCCUUAGUGCCACAUAUCCACUGGGGUGGGGGGCAGGUAGGGGGCAGACCCCUUAGUGCCACGUAUUCACUGGGGUAGGGGGCAGGUUGGGGGCAGACCCCUUUAGAACCACUGGGGUGUGUGGUAGGUGGGGGGGCAGACCCUUAGUGCCACAUAAUCACCGGAGUGGGGGGCAGACCCCUUAAUGCCAUGUGUCCACUGGGCUGGGAGGCAGGUUGGGGGCAGACUCCUUAGUGUCACACAUCCACCAGGAGGGUGAAAGGUUGGGGGGCAGACCCCUUACUUCCAUGUAACUACCGGGGUAGGAGGCAGGUUGGGGGGCAGACCCCUUAGUGACGUGUAUCCACUGUGGUAGGAGGCAGGUUGGGAGGCAGGCCCCUUAGUGCCACGUAUCCACUGGGAUGGGAGGCAGGUUGGGGGGCAGACCCCUUAGUGAUGUAUAUCCACUGGGGUAGGAGGCAGGUUAGGGGGAGGCCCUCUGUGGUGGCCCCCCGUUUCCAUGCAGGAACCUAGGUCUCAGUGGCCCCCUUGGGUGACCACCCUGCCCUGCUGAAGGACAUCUUGGCCCCUCCCGAUUUAGGGGAGCCUCCUCCGCCCCUGCUGAUGGGCCACGGACUCCCUGCCAGGCAGAGGCUGCUGGACCUGGCACUGCCGAGGGGGAGAGACCCCCAGCGCUAUCCUGGACCCGGCCCGCUCCCAGUGCUCCCCUGGAUUGACGGGGGGAGUUUGGUGGGUCUCGUUGGCUGACUGUGGCUAGUGGUGCAGGCUGGGAUACUGGCGGACUGACUCCCCGGCCGGCGUCUGGACAGUGGCACCCAGCCAGGGCUCGACAUGGCCAGGGGCACCCCAGGCUUCUCCCUCCCCACGCCGCCGCCUGGAGCUUGGCCUGGCCAGGACCUGAAUCCCGCUGGAGGGGGGCCAUGGCCGUCUGAAGGAGGUGCUGUCUGCAGGAGCCGUCACUCGUGCCACGGGAACUCUGCCCACCCAUGUGGCGCUCCCCGGGACUGGAGACUAAUGCUGGGGGGCUGGUGACCCCCCCACCCCAACUCCCCAUUUUGCAGGGUGGACGCAGGCCAGGCCCCAAGAUGGACCCAGGAGCUGUGCCACGAUUUGGUGGCAAAGCCCCCAGGCGGCUCUGCAGUGCCCAGUCGGGCAGGAUGGGCCCUGGGGCGUCCUGGCACCAGUGUGGAGCUGGUAAUCAGGGCCAGGGGGUGGGGCGGUAGCUGGCUGUGCAGUGGGGCUGCCUCCCCUCGAGUGGGGCCAGCCCUGGGGCUCAGACCACAGGGCGGGGCAGGUCUGCCACAGCGAACUCUCCACAGGGCAGACAGGUCCUAGUGGCUGGAUCUGGGGGUUAACCCAGCUGGUCAGAAGUGCAUGGCCCAGGGGGCGGCUCUGUUCUAAUCUGAACUAGCCACAGGAGCAGCCCCAUGUGGGCGGGAAGCUCAGAGCCACGGCCAGACACGCCAGGAGCUGCAGCAAAUAUUCUGGCUAGCUGGCUGGCUACUCUUCCCUCCCUCCCUCCGUCUGUCCAUCACUCCAUGCAUCCGAAUCCAUCCAUCCAUCCCCCCGUUGAUACACCUCCAUCUGUCUGUCACUCCAUCCAUCCCCAUCCCUCCCUCCCUCCAUCCACCCCCCAUCCCUCCAUCUGUCCAGCCAUCCCCAUCUGUC